CUCGUUACUGUGAAUCCGAAAUGAUUUAAUUUUGGACAUAAAAAAAUUUAUUUGUUUUAAAAUUUUAUUUUGGCUUUAAAAUUUGAUUCUAUCUAUGGGUUAUUACUGUGAUGUGGCUUUUAUCAUAAAUAUCAUUGUAAUGCCAUUUCGGUUUUUAGCGGAAAAAAUUUUACUUCGCCUUUUUUAUGGUCCUAGAAAUCGUUAUCAACCAUUAUCGUCGACAAGCGUUGCCUCGAAACAACAACAAUUCCAAGAUGAAUUGGGAAUCGUUUCGUUUCAACGAUUAUCGAUAAUAACCUCAGCCUUACCAUUGUUUGGUUUUAUAUUUUGUGUUGUCUGGUCAUUGAUGUUCAAUUUUGUUGACUCAACUUCUACACAUUGUGGCGUGGCAGAAUAUCUUCCAUCAGUUAGUGCAUCAACCGGAUCAUUUUCGCCACAAAAGUAUUUAUGGCGUUCAACGAUAGCAUUGCAUUCAUCGCCACGUUAUCUUGUAACAUAUAUUUACUAUCGGGCUUUCCAUGAUUCGAAAAAAUUACUAAUAAUUAAUUGGAUAGAGAUCAGUGCAUUACUUGGAUUAAGUGUCGUUUCGUCAACCGAAUCAUUUUUAUUUCAUGCAAAUUGUUUUUUACUAUUCAUAUCAACAUCAUUCUUAGGAAUGUUUAUCCAUCUAUUACAAGAUAAAUUAUGGUCAAUAUUUAAGAUGAAAAUUUUUUGUACCAAUACACUUGCAUGGAUUUUCGCACUAUUUUUUUAUGUUCGACAUAAUGAUUAUUGUGAAACUGGUGUUUAUUCAUUAUUUGCAGCAUCGGAAUAUGUAUUCGUUUUGACCAAUAUUCUAUUCCAUUUUCAAGCUUAUUAUGAUUUUUAUGAUACGAAAAUAUCAUUAUGUAGAAUCUAUGGAGAUACAAAAUUUUCUGUUUGAUACAAAUGCAGCUCAUCUAUAC
Dermatophagoides pteronyssinus (European house dust mite) is the source of this 944-nucleotide messenger RNA. Its product is annotated as acyltransferase PGAP2-like. Lineage: Eukaryota; Metazoa; Arthropoda; Arachnida; Sarcoptiformes; Pyroglyphidae. The record is from RefSeq and is a predicted model, not a curated record. Gene Ontology annotation, cellular component: endoplasmic reticulum membrane; Golgi membrane. Gene Ontology annotation, biological process: GPI anchor biosynthetic process.